AUGGCGGAGGAGUUUGACGACGAUACAGAUUUCGCGUUGCCCGAUGUGUCUCCGCCGAGCGGUAGCCAAAAUGCUAUGCCGCCAGCUCAGAUGGAGAUGAUGCAGCAGAUGAUGCAGCAGAUGCAGGGCGGAACUGCCCCCAGGCCGCCCCCUUCGUCCAACGUCGUCAUGGAUGGGGAAGAAGAUGGACCUCACAAGCACUGGACUUGCAUCUAUCCCAUCUAUAUGGACGCCAAACGCAGGUACCGUCAUGGAUGCCGCCGCGUUCCCUACAGCAAAGCCGUGUUGUUCCCCAACAGCCAAUACAUCUCCAAUGCAGCGAAGAAAUUGAACAUGGAGUUCCGCCAUGAACCGUACCGCACGCAUCCGCAGGAUUGGGAAAAUCCUGGGCGCGUCAAAGUACGUCUAUUCCAUGAGGACGGAAAACCGAUUCGGGCGGACAUCCCCACAAAACAAAAAUUGAUUGAAGUCAUGGCUACCCUACUACAGCCGCAUGCGGGCGGUACGCCGCCGCCGCUCGCCGACCGUGCUACAUACUCCAAAAAGUCGUCCCGAGCAGCACUGCGCCCACGACAGCGUGUGAUUCGCAGCGUGCCAUUUGCCGAGCAACUGCCUCCGCACAGUCCUGUCGUGGCGACCGGCCUUCUCAAUAUGGACAUGGCCAAGAUGCCAGGCGCCGAGGCGCUCAAGAGUAUGGGCCCGCUUGGCAGUAUGAUGAGUAGUAUGGGGUUGGGUGACGAUGAAGAGGCGGAGGCUACCGCCGCCGCAGCGCCGCCGCAGCGCCAGCAGCCAGCGCUGGGUCGCCGUCAGCGCAAGCGCGUGGUACGCAUCGGUCGCUGA
Malassezia pachydermatis is the source of this 840-nucleotide messenger RNA. RefSeq names its product signal recognition srp19 subunit. Lineage: Eukaryota; Fungi; Basidiomycota; Malasseziomycetes; Malasseziales; Malasseziaceae. Gene Ontology annotation, molecular function: 7S RNA binding. The coding region runs from base 1 to 840 and encodes 279 amino acids. Gene Ontology annotation, cellular component: signal recognition particle, endoplasmic reticulum targeting. The record is from RefSeq and is a predicted model, not a curated record. The transcript has 4 exons. Gene Ontology annotation, biological process: SRP-dependent cotranslational protein targeting to membrane; SRP-dependent cotranslational protein targeting to membrane, signal sequence recognition.